CUUUAUGACGUUGGACCCUAAGUGUCCCCUUGAACUUUUGACAUGCCUCCAAAGCAAUCAUCAGGUACAGGCCGUGGCCGACCAAAAGCCACAACCAAGAAAGGCGCCAAGGCAUCAGAACCCGAAUCCGAACCACAAUCGAGUAAUCCAUUUGAGCUCUCAGAUGACGAUAACAACCGACACGGGACCUCAACGCGUGAAGCACAAGCUGUAGAAGAGGAGGAACCUGACAAGUCGAUCCCGCCAGAGCUGCUCACACGGCUGCUGCACGAAUUCUUUGCUAAAGAUGCGACGCGGAUAUCAAGAGAUGCAAACGCCGCGGCGGGCAAAUACUUUGAUGUAUUUGUGAGAGAGGCUAUUGCGAGAGCGGCUGUCGAGAAGGAUGGCGGAUUUCUCGAAGUCGAGGACCUGGAGAAGGUAUCACCACAGUUGUUGCUGGAUCUUUGAGUGGUAUCAAUCGGUAUCUCUUCUACCUUCGGGGUGAACAAGAGUCGAAGUGUUCAAUGGGGCGUAUGGUGGCUCUCCGGGCCAGUGACUUCCUAUGUUGCACUUUGA
This is a messenger RNA of Fusarium oxysporum Fo47, 555 nucleotides long. Its product is annotated as CENP-S associating centromere protein X-domain-containing protein. The coding region runs from base 43 to 447 and encodes 134 amino acids. The record is from RefSeq and is a predicted model, not a curated record. Lineage: Eukaryota; Fungi; Ascomycota; Sordariomycetes; Hypocreales; Nectriaceae. Gene Ontology annotation, cellular component: Fanconi anaemia nuclear complex; FANCM-MHF complex. Gene Ontology annotation, biological process: replication fork processing; resolution of meiotic recombination intermediates; kinetochore assembly. The transcript is spliced from 2 exons.